Messenger RNA from Dicentrarchus labrax (European seabass), 1967 nucleotides. It is a transcript of the gene pisd, whose product is annotated as phosphatidylserine decarboxylase. Gene Ontology annotation, biological process: phosphatidylethanolamine biosynthetic process. Gene Ontology annotation, molecular function: phosphatidylserine decarboxylase activity. The coding region runs from base 184 to 1344 and encodes 386 amino acids. The transcript is spliced from 9 exons. Gene Ontology annotation, cellular component: mitochondrion. The record is from RefSeq and is a predicted model, not a curated record. NCBI's taxonomy places the organism in Eukaryota, Metazoa, Chordata, Actinopteri, Moronidae.
GCUGUUCAGUUUAUUAAACCCUCAGUGAGACCUCGCAGGCAGCAGUUUCCGCUCUGGCCAAUCAGCUGCUUCAGAUGACAGUCUUCAGCCAAUCAGGAGGGUUACCUGACAGACUACACGAGGUCAUAAUAACCAACUCAUUACAGUGACGCAGGACGUCUUUACGUCACACAACAACACAACAUGGCGGCGGCCUUGCGGAGGGUGUGCAGAGCAGCGACGUUCAGAGUUUCUUCUCUGAGCUGCAACCAACAGCGCAGCAUCAACACUGGUCGUGGCUUCCUGCCCCGCCCCCGCCCACUCCCCCUCCUCUUAGUAACAGGUGGCGGAUACCUUGGUUACGAGCACUACAGGAGGAGGGGCCAACAGGAAGAUGGAGCUCCUCCCCUUCUGGCCACCCCCACCCAGGUGGCGUUGUACCGGUCCUUCCCGACCCGCCUCCUCUCUCGGGCUUGGGGUCGGCUGAACGGGGUGGAGCUCCCCACCUGGCUCCGAAAACCCGUCUACUCCCUCUACAUCUGGACCUUUGGGGUCAACAUGCAGGAAGCAGCGGUGGAGGAUUUACAUCACUACAGGAAUUUGGGUGAAUUCUUCCGUCGACGUCUCAAACCUGCAGUCAGACCACUCUGUGCCUCCUCCUGUCUGAUCUCUCCAGCUGACGGGAGGAUCCUCCACUUUGGUCGGGUCAAGAACUCAGAGGUGGAGCAGGUGAAGGGGGUCACCUACAGUCUGGAGAACUUCCUGGGUCCACAGAAGAGGCUGGGCAACGAGUCCUCGUCGUCCUUUCGGGACCUCCUGCUGUCGUCUCCUGAUAAUGAGCUGUUCCACGUGGUGGUCUACCUGGCUCCAGGUGACUACCACUGUUUCCAUUCGCCCACAGACUGGAGGGUGGAGCUUCGACGACACUUCCCAGGCUCGUUAAUGUCGGUUAACCCGGGCGUGGCUCGUUUGGUCAAAGAGCUCUUCUGCCUUAACGAGCGUGUGGUGCUCACCGGCCAAUGGCAGCACGGCUUCUUCUCAUUAACGGCGGUGGGAGCCACAAACGUCGGUUCCAUCAGGGUCUACUUCGACCAGGAGCUUCAGACCAACGCUCCGCGCUACAGUAAAGGAUCCUUCCACGAUCACAGCUAUGUUGCCGCCGCCAACCAGGUGUUUAAUGUGGCAGGUGAAGGGGGCGUGGUCUCUGUUGACGGAGGGGGCGUGGCCUUACAGAAGGGGGAGGCGGUGGGCGAGUUUAACCUCGGCUCCACCAUCGUUCUGCUGUUCGAAGCUCCCAAAGAUUUCAUCUUCAACCUGCAGCCAGGACAGCGAAUCAGAGUGGGAGAGGGGCUCGGCAGCCUCUGAUUGGCCGAGCUGCAGACUCAGAGGGAGGAGCCUGAUGAUGAGGAACUGCUGGAGACUCAUCCAAUACACAUUUUAGGAGUUAAAGGCAUUGUUGGUAAUUUUGUCUGUAACAAAGAAGCUGGGAAGGACUUAACAAUGUAUUUAUGACAAGGACUCAAACUCCCAGAAUGUCUUGUGCCUCAUGAAGGCGGAAAUGCCAAACCUCUCUCUCUUUCUCUCUCUCUCUCUCUCUCUCUCUCUCUCUCUCUCUCUCUCUCCCCCCCGUCCCCCUCCCCUCUCUCUCUCUCUCUCUCUCUCUCUCUGUUCUGUCUUUACUUUAUGUUGCUCACCCAGAAACUGAACAAACAUUUGAUAUUAUUUAACAAACAAACAAAUUGACACAAAGUGAAAUAAAAAGUUCUUCCGUCCACUGAAACGCUUUGAAUGUUUGAAACUUUAUUGUCACUUCUUGCUGUCCAAUCAGAGCUGUUAGCUGUUAGCUAUCAGAUGUGUCUGAAGGACCUGAUUGGUAAAAACCAACAGGAAGCCUGUGUUUUGUCAGGAAGCUGUAAAAUAAUGCUAAUGAAUGCUAAAUGUUGCUUCUUUUGUAAAAUAUGUAAUUCUGAAUAAAUAUUUCUUUCACA